AUGGAAAACGACUACGACGUGGUAAUUGUUGGUGCUGGUAUCUCGGGUAUCAAUGCUGCAUACAGACUUCAGACUCAGUUUCCAAACCUCCGCUAUACAAUGCUAGAAGCCCGCCAGAAGCUAGGUGGUACUUGGGAUUUUUUCAAAUAUCCCGGUCUUCGAUCUGACUCGGAUCUUUUUACAUUCGGCUUUGAAUGGCAUCCAUGGAGUCAGAAAAACCCUAUUGCUCUAGCGCCAGAUCUCCUCGAGUACCUCGACGAGGCAGCCACACAACAUGGGAUUAAAGAAAAAAUUCAGUUCCAACACCGUUUACUCGGCGCUGACUGGUCCUCUGUCGAUAAUGCAUGGUCUCUAAGCGUGGAGCAAGACAAUAAUUUCGGAAUAACAGCUAUAUCGGCUCGCUUUCUGGUAUUCGGAACUGGAUACUAUGACUAUGAGAAACCUCUUCAAACCAAAAUUUCCGGCAUAGAAAACUUCCAGGGACAAGUCAUUCAUCCUCAGUUCUGGCCCGAAGACGUAGAUUACACCGAUAAAAAGAUUGUCGUCAUCGGCAGCGGCUCUACAGCUGUAACACUUCUCCCUUCUCUUGCCGAGAAGGCAGAUGUCACCAUGCUUCAGCGCAGUCCCACUUAUAUAAUAUCUGUUCCGAACAGAUCUGGCUCAUGGCUAACUGCCAUGCUACCCGAUACGAUUCAGCGAAAGUUUCUACGUCUCCGAUACCUCUAUGUAUCCAGGCUUUUAUAUGUGUUCUCCCAGGCCUUCCCUACUCUCAUGAAAUGGCUCAUCAAAAAACAAGUGACCAGCCAGCUCCCAGAUCAUAUACCCUUUGAUCCUCACUUUAACCCACGCUACAACCCAUGGGAUCAGCGAUUAUGUGCAGCUCCCGACGGUGACUUUUUCAAAAGUCUUCGCUCUGGCCGCGCAACAGUCAAAACAGAUACCAUUCACCAGGUUACUUCUUCGGGGAUCACACUGGACUCAGGCGAUAUACUUGAUGCUGAUAUCAUCAUUACGGCUACGGGAUUGGCUCUCUGCUUUGGUGGAGGGACUUCAAUAGCCGUUGACGGGGUCCCGAUCCUUGCUUCUGAAAAGUAUGCCUGGCGUGGAACGAUGCUUCAGGAUAUGCCGAAUGCUGCAUUCUUGGUCGGUUAUAUUAAUGCGUCAUGGACUCCUGGUGCGGAUGCCGCCUCGGUUCUUGUUUGUCGUCUUUUGAAGAAGAUAGAAGAAUGCGGUGCUAAAGCUGUUGUUCCACGCUUGAGUCCAAGCGAAGAAGAUUGUAUGCGGAGCAGUCGUAUGAUGGGGCUGUCAUCGACGUAUGUUGUUACGGCUGAUGGUGUGCUGCCUAAAGCUGGGGAUCGGGGACCAUGGAAGGCACGAGAUAAUUACUUUGAGGAUAUCAAAUUUGCGAAGAGUAGCAAUUUGGAGGGGUUAGAGCUGCUUUAUGGAACGAAAUAG
Molecule: messenger RNA, 1455 nt
Organism: Penicillium angulare
Lineage: Eukaryota; Fungi; Ascomycota; Eurotiomycetes; Eurotiales; Aspergillaceae
Product: flavin-containing monooxygenase
Exons: 1
Coding region: 1-1455 (484 amino acids)
Molecular function (GO): flavin adenine dinucleotide binding; NADP binding; N,N-dimethylaniline monooxygenase activity
Source: RefSeq, a predicted model, not a curated record